AUGGCAGGAAAGAGAAAAAGAGCAUCUGCGGCAGAAAACGACGAAGACUACAGUGGCGCUGCUGAGGAGGAAUCCAGAGACACUCAGGAAAGUAAUAAGGAAGAACCAUCUGAGAAAGAGGAAGAGGCUUCCCCAAAACCAAAAGAGAAGAAGAAGAAAACUAAGAAGAAGGAAUCAACAGCCUCGACGAAGAAGGCUUCUUCAUCAGCCGGGAAGAAGUCAACCACAGCAAGCUCCAAGAAAGGAUCAAAGCCUGUCAUCAAAUCAGAGUCAGAAGCAAGAAAUAUGAUACUAGAGUAUAUGAAGGCUCAAAACAGACCGUACUCUCUUCAACAAGUCAUUGAUAAUUUGGGAGGCCAAAUCAAAAAAGCAAUGGCCACAAAGUGUAUCGAUAAGCUUGAGCAAGAAGGAGAGUUGGUAUUGAAAGCAAAUGGAAAGCAAAAACUAUGGUACCGAAAUCAAACCGACCUUGAGGUCUUGUCCAAAGAGGAGCUGAAGGAAAUUGAUAAUGACAUUAAGGAUAUUCAGAAAGAUAUUGCUGCUGUCAAGUCAGACAAUCAGAAGCGCGCCUCUGAACUGGCCAGAAUUCAGAAAGCACCAACCACGGUACAGCUUGUUUCUAUUGUGGCAACACAGCGCGAAGAGCUUGCUGCAAAAAAGCAAAAAUUAGAAAAGCUUGAGAGCGGCUCUAUUCAAUUAGUGUCUCCUGAGGAAAAGAAGAAGGCACUUGUUGAUCUUGAUAAGUACUUGAAGGAGUGGAAGAAACGAAAGAACCUUGCGAUGAGCAUUUUCGACAGCUGCAGCGAGACUUGUGAAACCAAUCCUUCUGAAUUGCUGGAAGAAAUUGGAAUGGACACUGACGAAAGCGUGGGUGUUGAUAUGAAAACCAUGGGACGCCUUUAUUGA
Molecule: messenger RNA, 906 nt
Organism: Naegleria lovaniensis
Lineage: Eukaryota; Heterolobosea; Eutetramitea; Acrasida; Naegleriidae
Exons: 2
Coding region: 1-906 (301 amino acids)
Biological process (GO): meiotic strand invasion involved in reciprocal meiotic recombination; meiotic joint molecule formation; homologous chromosome pairing at meiosis
Cellular component (GO): condensed nuclear chromosome; DNA recombinase auxiliary factor complex
Molecular function (GO): recombinase activator activity; double-stranded DNA binding
Source: RefSeq, a predicted model, not a curated record